UGCUUUUUCUCAUUUUCAGCCAUGUCUUUGCCGAGGGGCUUUGCCAAUGAUGACGCAUAUUUUCGAGCUGCUGUGGACUUCUUGCAUCAGCACUCGUGGAUAUAUCGCGAGGCGAAUACAAGUUGCCUCAAGUCAUUCGAUGCUAUGCCUGGUUAUAUGAAGGAUUAUUUCCUGGAACUAACAAAUGAUCAGCUGAACAUAUUUCCAUUUGUUCAGGAGCCUUUGGGGGAAUGCCCCAAGGAGGUGUUACGCUUUCGCCAAGAGAUUGCGAAUUUGACACCCACGCAAGCAGCUGCAGCAGCACCUGCAGGCGACAUGCCAGGAAAUGCUACCAGGAAUAAUUGCAAAAUGUCAACCAAAAAGUUGCAUGAAAUUGAUAAGUUGGCCACACACAUUCAUGAGCAUUGCCCAGAUACAAAGUUCAUAGUCGACUUGGGCUCUGGGCUGGGCUACUUGAGCGAAGCACUACUCAAGCUGAAUGAUAAUUACCUGAUACUUGGCCUGGAGGCAGACGAGAAGCGCGUACACACAGCGCGUCAACGCAGCCAGACCGCAGCUAAUGCAAAUUCGAUUAGCUACGAACAACUAUUUAUUACAGCCGAUGCCAGCUGCUGUGCUCGCAUUCAGGAAUAUGCAGCUGCGCUGGGGCUGGAGCAGGCGCCCACUGCGCUAAUUGGUCUGCAUGCCUGUGCCGACCUGAGCAUCAGUGCAAUGCUCUUGUUUUUGCGAAUGCCACAAGUGCGUUGUCUUCACAUUAUGCCCUGCUGUUAUCACAAGCUCGCCUUGAGCGCGGAUGCCUGCUCGUUCGUCAACUUUCCGCUGAGUAGAGCUCUGAAGGAAGCCAUGUCGACAGUUUCAGCUGCUUGCUUCAAUCGACCCUUCCUGCGCUUGGCCUGCCAGCAGACUAAUUCACGCUGGCAAAGUGACGGCCAGGCCCAUGUGGAGCAUGGCAAACAAAUGUUUGCGCGUGCUUUGGCCGCAGCUCUGUGCGAUGACGACGAGUUGACUAGAGUCAGGCGGCCAGGCAAGGCACAGACUGACUGCCACGAUUGGCAAACGUUUGCCAACAUUAAGCACAAAUAUCAGCUGCACUCACGACAAACGGGCCUUGCCCUGGACUGGCGGCCCAUACAUGAGAGCCGCUUUGAUGCAAUUAGCCAACUCUAUGCCAACGGUCGUGGCGCCUGUUUGGCGGAGGCUUUGACUUGCUUGCAGGCAAGCAUUCAGCUGCUGUGCGAGAAUGUCCUGUUGUACGACCGCUUGUGCUAUCUGAGGGAGCUGGCUGCAGCGCAGCAAUUGCGCCUGACGGUGCGCUAUGAGAAGCUGUUUGAUGAGAAGCUAUCGCCACGCUGCCACGUUCUGAUUGCCGAAAAGUUGUGAUGCGGGCGGAACAGUAGAGAGCCAAGACAGCUCUCUGAUGACAUUUUUGCCAAUGCCACUUAAUACAAUUAGCAAGCACUUCGCCUCUAGCUUAAAAUCUCUCCCUCUCUCUCUCUGUUAGGAGGUGGAGUACUGCGGCGUUUACCGCUAUCCGUUGCCAACAAUUAAAAUCAAUGCCAGCUAAGGGAAACUUUUGCGUUACGCCGACUUAAUUUCUAUCAUUUCUGCAUUUGUUGCCUGCUCAAGAAAGCAUUUCACGUGUAAGUGCUCUGCCUUUUUGUGCUCAUUACUUGUAUCGGUGCGGGCCUGGCUAUGAUAAUUAAAUUUCUUGUACUACUUACGGCGACAAACGUGCCGCCUACAAACAUACAUCACCUGUACCUGUACCUGCAGCGCCAGGUGUAGGCACAGCAAAUGUGUCAGCCCGCACAAAUGCAUUAGCACAAUGGAAAUCGCUUUAUUAUGGCCAAGAUUUUUUCUUACGGGAAAGACAUUUAAGAAUUUAUAUAGUGAGUGAGAAAUGUGAAGAUGCGAUUUAACAAUGGCCUGAAUGGCCCCUAAAAAGAAUAUGUAAAAAAUAAUAAACCUAAAGAUGUUGGCCUAGACUGCAUGUUCAAUAAGUU
This is a messenger RNA of Drosophila hydei, 2003 nucleotides long. Its product is annotated as protein RRNAD1-like. Bases 22 to 1380 code for a protein of 452 amino acids. The record is from RefSeq and is a predicted model, not a curated record. Lineage: Eukaryota; Metazoa; Arthropoda; Insecta; Diptera; Drosophilidae. Gene Ontology annotation, molecular function: rRNA (adenine-N6,N6-)-dimethyltransferase activity. The transcript is spliced from 2 exons. Gene Ontology annotation, biological process: rRNA modification.